AUGGAUGACCUAUGCGUAUGUUUGACGGCAGACACAAACAUUGCACUCCAGUCCACCUUAGGUGUUGCCACCGGACAGCUCCUCGACAUUUUCAAGAGUUAUGCCAUGACACCAAAUUUGCAGCCGGGAAAAACGGCGGUGAUCAUUUCCCCGCGUGGUCCAGGCACCAAUAAAUGGAAGAAAAGCAUUUUUGGGCCCCUGGCUGAUGGAAAUUUCUUGAGCCUUGGUGAACACCACCCAUACAAGGUACCGGUUGUCACUGAGUAUACACACUUGGGUGGCAAGGCGCAUUUCUCCACCAAACUUCGGAGAGAAAUCAAAACUCGGCUCGGGCAAGCCCAUCAGGAAUUCAAUCGUCACAGGAAGUUGCUCUAUCACAACAAACAUUUCCAGAUGGAUAAGAAAAAAGAGCUUUUCCAAAGUCUCAUCCUUAGUCGCCUCCUUUUCGGUGCGGAGACCUGGACAUUUCCAGACCAGAGGACAAAGGAAUAUUUGCAUGGGAGCAUCAUGAGCCUUCUCAAGCGACUCCUGCAUUGCCCUGGUCAUUGUCCGAUUUCAGAUGAAGAAAUCUUGUUCCGCACCAAGAUGCCAUCGCCAACCACCCUCUUGCGCCUUCGUAGGCUGAGAUACCUAGGAUCACUGCUGGCAGUUGGAGACACAGCAAGCUGGGGAUUGCUCAACCAAGAUCAAGCUUGGCUAGCAUUGGUUAGAGACGACUUUAGAUGGAUGUGGCAUCAACUACACCACUGCUGCAGUCUUGGGGACCCUGCUACCCAUCUGCAGAGAUGGCUUGAAGUCAUCCAAUAUCAUCGAGGAUACUGGAAAAGACUCAUCAGACGUGCCACUGAACACUCUAUAGGAGUGCAGGAUCGCGAAUUCCUUGUUGCCUCGACACAUCUGCGCUUCUUGGAGGGCCUAGCUGCGGGACAGUUUGUGACCCCACCAGCCCUGCCGGAUCAAUGGCAAGACCGCCCUGGCCCACAAGCAUACGGCUGCAUGCAGUGUGGCAGAGCUUGCAGAUCCUUGGGAGGAGAAGGCGCACAUAUGUAUAGAGCACAUGGAGAAGUGAACCCAGUCAGGCAACUCAUGGCCAGCACUCAAUGCGCUGCUUGUCUGACUGAAUAUUUCACCACGGGUAAGCUCAAGAUGCAUCUCAGACGAUCCUCUGCCUGCCGCGUCACCCUGUUGGGAAGAGGACACAGAGAAAUUGUUCAGCCGGGAUUGGGCUCAAAUGAGGAUACAGAGCGACUUUUGCAAUGGGACAACAAGGUACCGCCUUUAACUGCAUCGGGGCCACACCUUCCAGCAGUCCCAGGGAGAGAUUUUGAUGUGGAACAUCAGACACUCUACGAGGCGCUCAUCCUGGGCAUCAUGGACAUCGAUACGGCCUCCUACGAAGCCUUCGCCCGACGAUGUAUCCAAGAACAACCGAUCUCUUGGACGAAGUGUCGAUUGACGCUGCAAGAAGCCUUGCGACAAAUUGCAGAUGGAUUUUUAGAUGUAGAGACCACUCAUCUUCAGACGUGCACAGCCAUCUUACGCCGCCUUGCCACUGUGGAAGCUUGGCCUUUCCUCGAGCAUGUACCAAGUGGAUCAUAUCCUACGGUGCCGUCGCUGGAAGAGAUUGCCAAGAAGAUUGAGGACACUCAAAUUCUUCUGGACAGACAGGCGGUUCCCCGACCAGUGGGCAAAGAGCGUGUUUUCCUGCACGCCUUUUCCGGGCGUCGACGACCGGGAGACCUCCAGCAUUAUCUUGAAGCAGCCUUUGCGCGCCAGUCUGAAGGAGUGCUGCUUCAUGUGGUGUCGAUGGAUGUCGUUAUAGACCCUGAAUGGGGAGAUGCCUGCAGACAGGAGACCAGAGAUUUUUGGCUUCGUGGAGCACUUGAUGGUUUCGUACAAGGAGGCCUGUGUGGCCCUCCCUGUGAGACUUGGAGCCAAGCCCGUUUUGCAGAUCUGGGCGAUGAACAAGGACGCCAUCCACGACCUUUAAGAUCUUUGGAAUGGCUGUGGGGCCUCCCAUCGCUUUCGCUGCGGGAACAGGGACAAGUGGCGGUUGGCAAUGAACUACUCCUCUUCUCCAUUGACCUGUUGAUCUGCUUGGCGAGAUCUGAAGGCCUAGGAGUUCUAGAGCAUCCGGGCGAACCAGAGGAUGAAACUAAACCGUCCAUCUGGAGAUUACCAAUUGUACAGCUUUUGCGACAGCUGCCAGGGUUUGAUUUCGUGGAUUUUGCACAGGGGCUCCUAGGAGCGAAGUCUCCUAAACCCACACGAUUUCUCACAUUGAACAUGGCCAGCUUGCCGCGUUUCUUGCACAGUCAUCGCUUGUGCCCGGAUCUGCCUCGGAGCUCAGCGAUAGGGAAAACGCAAGACGGCCAUUGGGCCACGACAAGCCUGAAGGAGUAUCCACCGGCGCUCAAUCGAGCCUUAGGCUCUGGCGACGACCGGCGUGUUCCGCACGCUCGGUCCAAUCCUGCGCCUGCGACCAUGCGGAGUCGGUCGAGCGAUCCGAGCCACGUCGAGCCACGAGCUUGUGGAGUCAAGGGCCUGGGAUAUCGAGCUGCCUAUGGAGUGAGUCACUCGCCAAAGCGCUGCUCCUUACCGUCCCCUCGCCUUCGCGACGGCGCCAUGGACUGCACGAUGGCAGACCAUGACCCGGUUCGCUCUAUGGCGAAGUUGAGCGACCUGCCGAGGUACCUGCCUCCCGAAAUUGCCCAGCAAGAUGCUGAAGAGACCCAAGCACGAGAACCAUUGAUUCUGAAGCUUUUGAGUAGUGAUCCAGCUCCUCCCCCUGCGUCGGAGUUAGCCUUCGGCUUGAGAUGUUUGAAGAACGCGGAGGAACAGAAGAUGCCCACAGGCUUGGACUUCAAGAUCGCCGUGUGCUCCUCCCUUUGGACUCUGUUCCUGGCCAGCGCGGACUCCAGUGGCCCAAGCUGUGGGCCGCUCUAUGGCUAUGCCAAUCGCACCAAGAUCCUGGACAACCUCCGGUCCUGGUUGUGUGUUUUGGACGCGGAUCAUCACCGGCCCUUCUGGCGGGAAGCCAUCAGUGACGAGGAGAGGGAUGCGGCUGAGCCGAUCGCCAAGCUCUUCGCCCAACUGGAUGUGCGUGUGGUGCUGCGCCUGCUGAUUGAAGAGAUCAGAAAAAGUCCCAGAACGGACUGUUCCAUUAAUAACUCCAAGAGACGGAACUACGUGCAUCAUUUGGCCAACCUGUGCAUUGCCUUCAGCCAUCUGAAUGGUUCCAUCUCCAUAGCGCAGGGUGCAGAGUUGAUGGAGCAAUUGGCCGCGCAGGUGGACGGCGUGCACGUCUACUCGCUCUUCUAUGCCAAGAUGUUGGCUCUGCUAACGCCCCGCAAACUGAUUCCCCAGCUGCUGUUGGAUGGUCGCUUGUGGCUGUGGUGGGGGCAGCUACCUGAAGGAUUGCUGCCCAAAUUCGAUCUCAUGUGGUUCAUGCCCCUGGCACGCUUCGCCGAACUGAGAUGGGCCAACAAAGUGGAGGAGGCUCUGGCUGAAAGCCAGAUGCCAGGAAAGGCAGAGCAGUGGCCUGGUGGAAUGGCGGCCAAGGAGUGCUGGAAGAACGUGCAGGAACAGCUUCCCUGGCUCAUGAACAAAAUCUGUCGCACUCUUUGCUUGCCCUUUGGCUCGCCCGCGGCAAAAGCCCUGGAUGGAAAGGAACAGUCCUUCCCAGAUGUUGAUCGCUAUGUGAUUCCUGACGAGAUUGACGCAGUGCUGCUGGGGAGUCAGUCUGCUUGGAAAGAUGUCGCUUUCUUUUUGAUCUACACCCUGGAGCCUGAACCUCCCAGAGGUAGCAAUCAUGGUGCUCCAUCCAUGUGGAACUUCUUGACCUUGCUGCAACGACGAAUGAGGCCUUUCCUGACCCCUGCGACCUGUCAGGGGGAGUGGCUCUGGCACUGUGUCACUUUACUUCACAAUCUGGUUUCCUUGUACUUCAGACGCAUUUGCAAGGAGAGGAUGUUGCCUUGCACCACCUCCCCACAGAUGCUCCUGUCUGCGAAUGCAGAUCAGGCCUUCAUUGAACUCAUCAUGCCCUUGGUGCGUGACCUGAUGAUGGUCCGCGGCCCCUACGAAAUGGCCACCUCCAUGGAAAACAUCGCACGGCUCACCCAGAUCUCAGCCAUGCAUGCCACCAGCCCACCAGUGGGAUCAACAGUGGACCCCUUCAAGACAGACUUUCAAUCCAUGGUGAUGCAAUCCACCGACCUCCUAAACGAUCCAACCCAAUCAGCCCGGCAUGUGUCCUUGCUGCGUGUGUUUUCAUCCGUGGUGCCGGCCCUGAGCCUCCAGAUGCCCUCGGUGAUUGGUGAGUUGUUGCCUUUGGUCUUGCAGGGCAUUGAUCCAACAGAUACGCCUAAGACCAUGAGCUCGUUGCGGUUGUUGCUCUGUUUGCUGAUCAAUGUGCCCUGCUUGGAUUCCAAUGAUUGGCAGUUGGGAGACCAUUCAUCGCAUGAAUGUAGGCUACGGUGGCCACUGCCCAAAGAUUGCAAACUGAAGGUGGGAGAUCCCGACUGCAGCGCCACAGGCCUGGUAUCCUCCAUGUUGCCGCCCUUUGCCAUCGAACUGGUGGAGCGUGCCUGCGACUACGUCACGCGGAUUCCCAAGCCUCGUGCGGUGAAGAGUGGCAGGAUCUCCCUGGAGCUGGCGACCAUGGGCCUGCUACAUGGAGCCCUAUGCAUUGCAGGGUCGCAAACUGAUAAGGAAACCUACAAACAGAUGCUGGAUGUUCUUUGCCAAUUUCUCGGAUCGCACCUCUUGCCCGAUCAAGUGAAACCAGCCGUCCUCUUGGUCUUCGCUGUGGUGCGCGCAUGCCCAGAGAUGGCCAUUCCGGUAGUGCUGCCCUUGAUUUUCAAGAAGUUGCUCGUGCAUCAGCCCAAAUCAACAGUGUUGCCACUGCAUGAAGCCGGCGUAUCGGAAAGCGAGGCCAAAUGGUGGCUCUCCCUACUGUGCUCGGCUGUCCGUUGCGGUGGGGCGAACUUGUUGCCUUUUCGCCAUGAGUUGGAGAUGAUCAUGAGGGCCACCUUCCUGGAUGAGCGGGAAGCGGUGAACAAGCUGGGCAUGAAGCUGUUGCGUCGCAUUCUCUACAGUUUGACGGCUGUCUAUGUCUCCAACGACUACCGCCUUUGCAACGACUCGGUGUGGCAGAGCCUGAUGGGCUGCCGCUUGGGCUCUGCCGCACCCAGUGAGGCAGGUCUGAGCACCUUGGUCUGGUCUGGCGCUCAGCCUCCCUGGUGGCUGACGGAUGACACGUCGGCUGUAAAGUGGCACAUGCCCUCCGAAGAAGAGGUCGCAUGGGCCAGAGAUUUGGUCUUUGGCGUCCUCCUUCAGGUGGCUGAGAUGCUGACCGCCACCAUGGGAAUGGUCAUUCCAUCUCUGGACACUGCUGGGGCUUCCACUACAUGGCUGGCGGGGCUUUCCAGCAAUCUUCCCAGCAAGAAGAAGUUGGCGCACGGUGCAGUACUGGGGAUCCGAUUGGCCAUGCAAAUUCUGAGAGGUACCUGUGACCUGUGGCCUGAUGAGCGGAGCAAUGAAGAGUUGAAACUGCGCCAGCUUCCGAGCAAUUUGAAGAUUGCAGGUGAUACAGCCAAGGUCAUUUUCGACUGGCUGUCUACUGUGCUUCUGUCUGCCUUCAAGAUUCUGGCUGCUCAGGAACAGUAUGGCUCGGUAGCACCCACCAGUGGCAAACUGGAUCCAAUCGACGUGUCCCGUGUGAUGAGGAAGCUGUUGAAAUGUGUUGCAGAGCUGAUAGCGGCCUUCAGUGACACGCACCCCAGCAGCUUGAGGCUGUUCCCCAGCUUGAGGCAUGUUGAGAAGCACGCGGCGGGCUUGGCGUUGCAGUCCACAUCAUUGGAGAUGCUCCACACGCAUUCGCGCUGGCGCGACUUGCCGCGCGUCUGGUGGGUGGAGCGGGUUGCUGAUACGAUGGAGAACCGGGUGCACGAGCGGCGUGGAGGGCACCGAUACCAGGGAAGACGCAGGGAGUUGCUGGCCCUGUUUCGGCUCAUCGAAGAGCUCACCAAGCAGAUCUUCAGCAGCGGAUUCUCCGCAGUGCGCUCGCGAGCCAUGGAGACAGUGGCCAUGGCCGUUCAGUACCAUCAAGGCUGUCGCUGGCCGUUGAUCCGUGAUGUGCUCCUGCCCGCGCUGGCAAAAGAAACCAAUGCAAUCCUGCGGUGUGCUGCGCUCAUAGGUGAUGCUGCGGACAAGGAACAGCAGCGAUUGAAUGAUGCACUCUCAGGCCUGGCUGCAUCACUGGCUGGAGGCAUUCAAGGCUUGGUUUGGGGCGUUUGGCGCCGUGGCACCUGCCUCAGCACGGGACUGGUGAGAUAUGCGAAGCACUUGCAAAGCACUUGCGAAGUGCUGGCAGGCAUGGAUGAUGCCGCCAAAUUGGGCUACGACUUAUGCGAGGCCAUCUAUGCGGCCACGCGCGUGGGGCAAGGCCAGGUAGGGGACACCAAGCGCUGCGAAGUGAAGCCCAACACCGUGGCCAAACUCAUAGGUGCCUUGAGGCACUGGCUGGAUUGCCGGGAGAUUCAAUGUUGGGCUGCCACGCGGCCUGGAACGUGCACGGUGCCGUCCCUGCAAGACGAGUUUCACUCGGAGAACGACGGGGAUGCGGAGAGGGGGAAGCUGCCGCAGGGAAUUCGCGCCAUUCGUACCGUGUCCCAAGCGUUGGACCUUUGUGACCGCGCAGAUUGUCACUGGAGGGCGCAGAUCAUGGCGACCACCAUGAGCUUGGCCUUGUUGAACUCCCUUGGGCCCACUGGUUCCCCACCCGAUUUGGAGGCAUCCCUGGAAGCUGAGGUGCGCGAGGUUUGGAUGAAGUGGGGCAGAUGGUUGGUGAAGUGCAUCGAACCCAAGGGUCAACCUGGGCUUCAUUUGCUGGCUGUGCACGGCUUGCUGUUGAUGUUGAAGCGGUCCUCUGAACCCACACAGAUUCUGAAGAGCACGCAUCUGGCAGAGCUGAAAAUUGCUCAAAGCUCCUUCUUCCAGAACUUGUUGCAGGUCAUGCCACCGCUCCACCAUGAGGAUUUGAUGGCCACUGCAGAUGACCAAAUGGGACAGAAGAGUGAGCCAACCAGAGAUCCAGUGAAUGUCAUGACCAGCAGUGGCUUCUUCGAUGUUUGGCCCCGGAUUUGGCUAAGGAGAUCAUCCCGAUCCUUCUCCAUUCGAAACGUUUUGUUCUGGCAGAGCUAUGUGAAAUUCCUCAAGUCCCAGGUCUCCCCAGAGGCGUUGCUGGAGCUGCUCCGCCAGGGCGCCGAGCAGCUGGCUUCGCAGCCGGUGGCGGAGGCAGAGUUCCAAGCCGCCUUUGCGGAACUGGCCGCAGGGGGGCUGCGGGCGGUGCGGAAAGCGGAGGAUAAGGAGCUCAGGGAUCGGUUGUGGACAGCCUUUCGGCCCUGGCUCCUCUCGGUGCUGCAGCAAUCCUCGGAGGAACGGCUGGGCGGCUGGUGCGAUGCGGUGCGUUUCAUGGUCACCGGCUGUAAGAGACCGAAGCUGGCAGCAAUGUUCUCCAGACAUGCAGUGGAAGAGGACGUGCAGUUCCUGGUUCCACUCUUCAAUUUCGUCCUGUGUGGCGAUGGGGAGUUGGAAUGUAACUCCUUGAGCUGCACGCUUCCCCCGAUCAAAUUUGACUAUGAAAGCUCAGCAGAUGCCUCAGACAGCCCCAAGGAAGGCUCAUCCUUUGAUUCAUUCAAGCGACUGCGGCUGCUGAUGUCACUGUUGAUUGAGCCGUCAGCCAUCAAGACCAUGGCCGCUAGUGAGGAGUUCUGCAAGAAGUUGGUGGAAACUUUGGAGUUAGGACUUGGCCAUCCGUACAAACAAUUGCGAGAAGAGGUUGCAAGAGGUCUCUACUUCAUCGUUGAGGCAGCAUCUCAUGCUUCUCAAGCACUGGGCCCAUCCUCGGCCGCGGGGUUGGUUCGCGUUGGUACAUCGCUGGAACGGUGGUUUGCCACAGAAGCCCGCAGACUCAGUGGGCUGUUGCGGGCUGACAACGCAGCACACGUCAACAACACGGCAGAGGAUGGUGCCAGACCCAAACAUGUGGUCGAGAGUUCAGGCUUGCUGUACUUGUUGCUGCAUUCAUCGCUGAACCGAAUGAGCUCACAUCAUCUUCAAGCUUCUGCAGAUGAUUGGAUGCAAUUCAUUGCUGCUGCUGCGGCACACGGAGACUUUGAACUGCGGGCAAUUGCACCCCAUGCUAUGUCUCUGUGUUGCUGCGCACACCCAGUCGCCCCAACCUUAGAAGAGCCCAAGCUUUGGAGCAAAUUGCCGAUGGUACGGGCACUGCAGCCUUUGCUAUGUGAAGGUGCCAUAGAAAAGGAGCUGGAAAAGGCUUUUUCUGCAGGCCUCAAGCCAGCAAUUGUGGCCAAUUUCUUCAUUCUGCUCACAGGUGGCGAUGGAUCCUCAGGGCUCUACCGCGAGAUGAGCCUAGCAGCCGAGAGGGCUCUGGGAUUAGCCAAGCCUGAAAUUCGAACAGCUGCGCGAAGUUCAGUGGCAAGCUUCCUAACCCUGGAAGCAGAAGCUGAACUGGUGGUCAAGCUGAAGAAUCUGAAAGUCUUGGCAGGUCCAGCCACGCGCAAAGCCACAGAUGCCGUUGAAGCCGAUGAAGCUGUGACAUUUUGCCGGGCUGUGAGUGCCAUGGCCUGCAUGUUGCUGGCGGCAGCUGACUGUGGAGUGCCACGAUGGUCUGGGCAGGCGAUUCAAGCCGUGGCACCCUAUGGCAAGACUGGAAGGCCCGGCAUCCAAGAGCUUGCGAGAAAAGAGGUGCAAUCUGCAAUCCAGGCCUUUUUGAAACUGCAGCAAUCCAGCCAGACUUCAUGGACGGAAUGUCAGCAGAAGUUGACACCCACACAGCUGGACCUGCUGAAUGACAACAAGGGCAAAUUGUCCUACUUUUCCUGA
Messenger RNA from Cladocopium goreaui, 8910 nucleotides. The record is from the annotation of a GenBank genome assembly. NCBI's taxonomy places the organism in Eukaryota, Dinophyceae, Suessiales, Symbiodiniaceae.